AUGUUGGUCCCAAUUCUAUGUCUAAUAAUAAUGACGGUGACAUCGAACUAUUCCCUGAGGGCAACUAAAAUGUUUACACACCAUGUCUCAGGGGAGGACGAAAAAUUAGGCCUCAAUAAAUUGGUGUAUAAUGUUGGACCUUUCAGAAGACAGAGUCUGUAUAAUGCAGCUGAGAAAUUCCCAGGAUUAAAACUUGUGUAUGCACUGGAUAUUGAUCGAGAGUUCCAAAACCCGAAAUCAGGGUUUUCUGCUAAAGACAUAGCUGGCUUUAAAGUAACCGACAGGUUUAGUAAAAUAUUUCAUCCAAGGGAUUUGAAUUCAACCUCACAAUCGGUGAACAUGUUCAGUAAUAUCUACAUGUCUAUGUUUCUACCGAACAUGACCCAUGGUAUACGUACGUCGUACAAACCAAUUUUGAGAAAUAAUACAAAGAAACCGAAAAUAAAUGUGCCAAAAAGCAUCUUUUUGUGCAUGAAGUGGAGCGUAUGGGUUUCUAUAUUGUCCAUUCUCCCGCUCACACCAAUUAUAAUUCUGUGUAUAGUGGAACUGAAUCGGGGCAUUAGGGACAACCAUAUGAUGGCGGGUUGUAACCCUAUAUUGCACUGGGCGUGCAAGCUAUCGGCGCAUAUGGGCAUAUACUGCGUUACUAUACUUCUACCAGUCAUUGUUAUAGGAGUCAUGCUUGAUUUUGAUAAGACUUUCUAUCAAUUCAAGUUUUUAGGAUCAAUUUUGCUACUGAUAAUAGUAUUUGGACUGGCAUUCCUGAGUCAACUGUAUUUGUUUAGUUUUUUCCUAAAUGAAAAUCUUGCUAUCAGCCAAAUAUAUGUGCUAUCUUUAUUUUUCGGUCUCAUCCUACCAAUAGUAUCCGCAGUAUUAGAAUCGGAAUGGAGUGCGUCCGUUUUCGUCACCAUACCGUUUUUCGUCAUAAUGAUUGUUGGUCGGCUCUGUCCAAUAUUCCCGUUUACUGUGGGCCUGUGUCGCCUAACAUUACAAGCUAGGCUCAAUGCCUACUGUAACCUGAAUAAAAGAAAAUGUCCCAACUUAAUUGUACUCGAUGAGCCGGCUUUUGACGUUGAUUUUUGUUGUGGUAAAUUCGAAGAUGAUAUGUUGUUAGUUAACAAUGUGCACAAGGAAUACUUUCGUCAUGUGCACAGAUGGGCCCCCCGGAAUGGCGUCAAAGGCGUUUCUUUUAGCGUCAAACAAGAGCAAUGUUUAGCAAUUCUAGGUGCUCAGGCUACUGGCAAGAGUUCACUACUGAACAUGUUGUCUGGGAACCUCGUUAUGUCUAGAGGUAGCGCCUACGUUGCCGGCAACCAUAUCAGGAAAAAUCGUAUUAAGUACUUGCACAACAUAAGUUUGUCGUCAGCGUCAGGAGGAAUGGAUGGCUUUAUGACUGGAGCACAGAAUCUGAUUUUUAUAGCACAAAUGCGGGGGUUCGAGAGCAGGAUAGCUUAUAAAAUAGCAUACGUGACUCUUCGAUAUCUUGGUAUACAUGCUCUCCAAGGUCUAGUGGAGCACUACAGCGCUGGUUGCUUGCGUCGCCUGUCCCUAUGUGGGUCGUUGGUUAAAGGCCCCGCUGUAGUAUUUGUAGACGAGCCGAUGCGAGGCAUCGAUCCUACCUCAAAAGUGCUUGUAGCUAAAGCGCUGCGGCGGCUCGUUCUACAGCCAGCCGCUGUAAUUGUUGCUGAAACUAGUGUCGCAUGGCGUAUCCUCCAACCAGUAAUUACCCGGAUAGCAAUAAUGUCUAAAGGGCAAUUAGCUCUCAUAGGGCCGGCGCAAGAAGUGCUAGAGUCCAUAGCAACCGGGUACACUGUGCGGAUCAAACUGAAGACUAUGACUGCGUAUAGGAGUGAUAGGUACCGGGCCUUGCCUGGUGAUGAUGAAAUGUCUGCUUCAUCUACAUCAAGCAAUGACGAGUCAGGUAUACACACUGACAAGAGUGUUAUGAUCGCGUCCAACAUCAGCGGCUUCAAGAAAGAUUUCCUUAAAGAAUUCCCCACUAGCCAGCAAACUGGGGAACAUUUGUCAAUGCUAUAUUUCGCCAUCCAUGAUGAGUCAGAACAGAAGAAACAACUCUACAGCGACAUGUUUGCAAAGCUGCAGGAGUUACAAGAGAAAUAUGAUGACGUGGUAGAAGAUUGUUACUUAAAUGCCACCACCAUUGAAGAUGUAUUCUUAAGACUACAGACUCAGAAAGCCCCUCCAAAUGAUCGUCAUCGCUCUAGCUCUAUCGUAAUUGACUGA
Molecule: messenger RNA, 2244 nt
Organism: Spodoptera littoralis (African cotton leafworm)
Lineage: Eukaryota; Metazoa; Arthropoda; Insecta; Lepidoptera; Noctuidae
Source: the annotation of a GenBank genome assembly